AAAAUCUCCGCGGCUUCAUCCAGCGUCGCUACGCAGCAGAUCAGCAUUGUCAACACGUCAGAAUCACGGACCACUGCCCUGGUGUCUGGACGCCGCCUCAUCCAAAAGUCGCGGCACUACUGGCUCUUUCUAUUGAAUGUGUGCUCGUGCUUCAAUCACAUGAUGGGACUUGCGCGACGCCCAAUAGCGACAUUGUGCAACGGCUUCUUCGACGUAAUGAGCAAAUACCCCGGUAUGGCUACACAGAAUGAUUUGGCUCGAGUCUCGACAGUCCAACCUUUUGCAAAUUGCAUAAUCGAAACAUCCUUGUUGCUUAUCAUCAGCGGUAUCUCAGCAGGCCCCACGAGGCACGCAGGCACGCAGGCCAAGGGCUCUAACGAGCUGGCCUUCGCGCGUUUCACCACGGUGGAUGCAUAA
Messenger RNA from Colletotrichum abscissum, 417 nucleotides. RefSeq lists its product as uncharacterized. The annotation marks the transcript as partial. The record is from RefSeq and is a predicted model, not a curated record. Lineage: Eukaryota; Fungi; Ascomycota; Sordariomycetes; Glomerellales; Glomerellaceae. The transcript has 2 exons.